Molecule: messenger RNA, 2027 nt
Organism: Pyrus x bretschneideri (Chinese white pear)
Lineage: Eukaryota; Viridiplantae; Streptophyta; Magnoliopsida; Rosales; Rosaceae
Product: cyclin-A1-4-like
Exons: 10
Coding region: 161-1726 (521 amino acids)
Biological process (GO): regulation of cyclin-dependent protein serine/threonine kinase activity; mitotic cell cycle phase transition
Cellular component (GO): cyclin-dependent protein kinase holoenzyme complex; nucleus; cytoplasm
Molecular function (GO): cyclin-dependent protein serine/threonine kinase regulator activity
Source: RefSeq, a predicted model, not a curated record
CUUCUUCCACCGCCAACAAUCAUCGGGCGGUCGCGAUCUCUCCGCCCUUUGAAAUCCGUACUACUUCCCGCUUCCCUUAAAGCUCUCACUCUGUGACUUCUUUGGGAAGUUAACCACAUUGGCUUAUUGCAACGGAAUUCGAUUAGGGUUUGGCCUGAAAAUGUCGGCCCGGAACCGCCGUCCACCGCUGUUGUCAUCCUCGUCGUCCGCGGCCAAGAAGCCCUCCGUUUCGCAUCGUCCGAACAAGAAGCCCUCCGUUUCGCAUCAUCCGAACAAGAAGCCCAUGGCGGCCAAGACCCAAGUGUCCAAGAAGCGAACUGCUCUCGCUGACGUCACGAACCAGAGGAAUGGGUCUCAAAUCGUUCCACCGAGUUCCACUUCGUUGAAGCCCAUGGUGCCAUGUCAAACUGAAGUUGCUAAGAUGGCAACGAAAGCGUCAUCUUGCACGAGUAAGACUGGCGUCUCGUGGAGCGAUGAAUCGUUGAGUUCAAAACCAAGCAUCUUGGUUCCUUUCAGUGGUACAUCAGUCUCAGGAACUGAUCCAACUAUCAAAGUAAUUGGCACUGAUCCUUCUCCAAGCAGCAGCGGUACUUUUCUUCCUGCUCCCAGUUGCAUAAAUCAUGCAUUCAGAAGCAGGGAUGUAUCUCCAAGCAGAUCAGUUAGUGCUUCAGUUUCUUUGAAUGAGAGCAUGUCUACGUGUGAUUCGUUAAAGAGUCCAGAAUUUGAAUAUAUUGACAAUGAGGAUGUUUCAGAAGUUAAAUCGAUUGGGAAAAAAACAACUAAGAGCCUAUUCAUUUCGGACUAUCCAGGAAAAGAAGGCAAUAUCUGGAAGAAAGAUAUAUUUGUUGAUAUGGAGGCAACAGAUAAAGUCGUUGAUAUUGAUGCCAAUCUUUUGGAUCCACAGUUUUGUGCAACCAUUGCUCCAGACAUAUACAAGCACUUGCGUGAAUCUGAGGAAAAUAGAAGGCCCUUCAUGGACUUUAUGGAAACAAUCCAGAAAGACAUCAAUGCUGACAUGCGUGCUAUUCUGAUUGAUUGGCUAGUAGAGGUUGCUGAAGAGUUCAGGCUGGUACCAGAAACACUAUAUCUAACUAUCAACUAUGUAGACCGUUAUCUUUCUGGCAAUGUGAUGCAUAGGAAACAAUUGCAGUUGCUGGGUCUUGCAUGCAUGAUGAUUGCAGCUAAAUACGAGGAGAUUAUUGCUCCUGAGGUGGAACAGUUCUGUUACUUUACGGACAACACAUACGUUAAAGAGGAGGUUUUGCAAAUGGAAUCCUCUGUCCUGAAUCACUUGAAGUUUGAAAUGACAUCUCCAACGCCCAUGUGCUUUUUAAGGCGAUUUUGUUUUGCUGCUCAAAAGACCAGUGAGGUUCCAUCAGAGCAUUUCUGGUGCUUGGCCUCUUACAUCGCGGAGUUGUCUCUUGUAGAAUAUAGCAUGCUUUGUUAUGCCCCAUCUCUAAUAGCUGCUUCUGCUGCCUUCUUGGCAAAGUAUAUUCUUUCCCCUUUGAAGAAACCUUGGAAUUCUACGCUGAGACGCUACACCCUUUACCAAGCCUCAGAUUUGAGUGAUUGUGUCAAAGCACUGCAUCAUCUGUGUUGUAAUGGCUGUGGUUCGAACUUACCUGCAGUUAGGGAGAAGUACAGUCAACAUAAGUAUAAAUUCGUGGCGAAGAAGUACUGUCCUCUGUCAAUACCUCCAGAGUUGUUCCAGGAUUUCAGUGACUAGAAGCUCACAUGACGUGUGUUGAUGAGUUGUGAGACCUUUUCUCUAAUAGUGUUAGAAUCUUGAUGAUUUUUUGCUACUUUGGUCUACUUCAUUUUUGUAGUCUACCUUUGCUGUGUAUUUGUUUGUAUGAUGUUUUGCUUGCAAGGUAGAACGAAAAGAUAGUUGGUCUGGACUCUGGACUGGAUAGAGAAUUACUCUGCCCACGUAGUCAUUUUAUCGGUGGAUUUCUUCAAUGAAUUUGUAUACUAAGCUGGAUAUGGAACCAUCAAUAGUUAUAUAUAUACAUAUAUUUUAUAUUUAA